CGCGGCUGCAGAGCUGCAGAGCGGGGUCUCUCCGGCCUCUGUGUCUGGGCAUCGGGCCCCCCACUGGGCCAGAGGACAGCGCAUCCUUUCGGUGCAGGCCGGCAGGGCCCCUGCGGUCGGCAAGCUGGCUCCCCGGGUGGCCACCGGGACCCCCGAGCCCAAUGGCGGGGGCGGCAGCAAAAUCGACAGCACUGUAGAGAUCACCCCCAGCCCCAACGGACAGGUCGGGACCCUCGGAGAUGCGGUGCCCACGGAGCAGCUGCAGGGUGAGCGGGAGCGCGAGCGCGAGCGGGAGGGGGAGGGCGACGCGGGCGGCGACGGAAUGGGCAGCAGCCUGUCGCUGGCCGUGCCCCCCGGCCCCCUCAGCUUUGAAGCGCUGCUCGCCCAGGUGGGGGCGCUGGGCGGCGGCCAGCAGCUGCAGCUCGGCCUCUGCUGCCUGCCCGUGCUCUUCGUGGCGCUGGGCAUGGCCUCGGACCCCAUCUUCACCCUUGCGCCCCCACUGCAUUGCCACUAUGGGGGCUUUGCCCCCAACGCGUCUGGCUGGGAGCAGCCCCCCAACGCCAGCGGCGUCAGCGUCGCCAGCGCGGCCCUAGCAGCCAGCGCCGCCAGCCGCGUCGCCACCAGUACGGACCCGUCGUGCAGCGGCUUCGCCCCGCCGGACUUCAACCAUUGUCUCAAGGACUGGGACUAUAAUGGGUUGCCGGUACUCACCACCAACGCCAUCGGCCAGUGGGAUCUAGUGUGUGACCUGGGCUGGCAGGUGAUCCUGGAGCAGAUCCUCUUCAUCCUGGGCUUUGCCUCUGGCUACCUGUUCCUGGGCUACCCGGCGGACAGGUUCGGCCGUCGAGGGAUUGUGCUGCUGACCUUGGGGCUGGUGGGCCCCUGUGGAGUGGGAGGGGCUGCUGCAGGCUCCUCCACAGGUGUCAUGGCCCUCCGUUUCCUCCUGGGCUUUCUACUUGCUGGAGUUGACCUUGGUGUCUACCUGAUGCGCCUGGAGCUGUGCGACCCAACCCAGAGGCUUCGGGUGGCCCUGGCAGGGGAGUUGGUGGGGGUGGGGGGGCACUUCCUGUUCCUGGGCCUGGCCCUUGUCUCUAAGGACUGGCGAUUUCUGCAGCGAAUGAUCACCGCUCCCUGCAUCCUCUUCCUGUUUUAUGGCUGGCCUGGUCUGUUUCUGGAGUCUGCAAGAUGGCUAAUAGUGAAGCGACAGAUUGAAGAGGCCCAAUCCGUGCUGAGGAUCCUGGCUGAGCGGAACCGGCCCCACGGGCAGAUGCUGGGAGAAGAGGCCCAGGAGGCCCUGCAGGACCUGGAGAACACCUGCCCUCUCCCUGCAACAUCCUCCUUUUCCUUCGCUUCCCUCCUCAACUACCGCAACAUCUGGAAAAAUCUGCUUAUCCUGGGCUUCACCAACUUUAUUGCCCACGCCAUUCGCCACUGCUACCAGCCUGUGGGAGGAGGAGGGAGCCCAUCGGACUUCUACCUGUGCUCCCUGCUAGCCAGCGGCACAGCAGCCCUGGCCUGUGUCUUCCUGGGGGUCACCGUGGACCGAUUUGGCCGCCGGGGCAUCCUGCUACUCUCGAUGACCCUCACUGGCAUUGCGUCCUUGGUCCUGCUGGGCCUGUGGGACUAUCUGAACGAGGCUGCCAUCACUACCUUCUCUGUCCUUGGCCUCUUCUCCUCCCAAGCUGCUGGCAUCCUCAGCACCCUCCUUGCUGCUGAAGUCAUCCCUACCACUGUCCGGGGCCGAGGCCUGGGCCUGAUCAUGGCACUGGGGGCUCUUGGAGGGCUGAGUGGCCCAGCUCAGCGCCUCCACAUGGGCCAUGGAGCUUUCCUGCAGCACGUGGUACUGGCGGCCUGUGCCCUCCUCUGCAUCCUCAGCAUCAUGCUUCUGCCGGAGACCAAGCGCAAGCUCCUGCCCGAGGUGCUCCGGGAUGGGGAGCUGUGUCGCCGGCCCUCCCUGCUGCGGCAGCCACCCCCUAACCGCUGUGACCAUGUCCCACUGCUCGCCACCCCCAACCCUGCCCUCUGAGUGGCCUCUGAGCACCCUGGCAGGAGGCUGGCUUGUACUGAAAGGUGGCGUAAGGCCCUGGCAAGCAGGUUGGGAGCACUGAGUGAGGAAGGCAGGGCUGCCCAGAAGGCUCAGAGGCACCUCACGCCAGCCAUCAAGGAGGGCUCAGAGGGCUGUCCCCACCCCCAUCUCCUCCCUGCUGCUUUGUGUUCACUUCCUUGGCAAGAGUCAGGGGACAGGGAGUGAGCUCCACAGUGUUAACCACUAGGUCUGGGCUCCAUCCUGUGCCCAAAGACAUCCUCCCAGACCUCAUUCUUGCUCUAUCAUUCUGUUUCAAUAAAGACAUUUUGAAUAAAUGCGCA
Molecule: messenger RNA, 2367 nt
Organism: Odobenus rosmarus divergens (Pacific walrus)
Lineage: Eukaryota; Metazoa; Chordata; Mammalia; Carnivora; Odobenidae
Gene: SLC22A17
Product: solute carrier family 22, member 17
Exons: 10
Coding region: 323-2026 (567 amino acids)
Biological process (GO): transmembrane transport
Cellular component (GO): membrane
Molecular function (GO): transmembrane transporter activity
Source: RefSeq, a predicted model, not a curated record